CAUUCAGAGCAAAACCAUAUAUUUCUUCGUAUCUCACUCCCUCAAACACAACACCACGCAGAAUCUUCAGAAAACAAAACUAGGGUUUCGAAAUCGCGGUUAUGGCGUUUUACGGUCGCGUCAAAUCUGGGAUCUCUCUAUGCAACAAGUUAGGGCUUCUUUCUUCUCAGAGAUCUACUCUUCAACGCUCCCUCAUUGCGCCUUCAAUUUCCCAGGCCUCCAGAAAUUUUGCUGAUGUGCCGGGGCAAAAGGAAACCAAAAUUAAGGUCCCCAUUGCAAUGUUUGGAGGUUCAGGAAACUAUGCCUCUGCUUUGUAUAUUGCAGCAGUGAAAGUUAAUGCAGUCGAAAAGGUUGACUCUGAGCUUAUUCAGUUUGUUGAGGGAGUAAAGGGUAGUCCCAUAACCUCACAAUUUAUAAAGGAUAUAUCUGUGGCCAAGGAUGUUAGAGUAAAAGUCAUCCAGGAUAUUGCUAGCCAAGCUAAGUUCUCUGAUGUGACAAAGAACUUCCUUGUUCUCCUUGCUGAGAAUGGCAGACUUAAAAACGUAGAUACCAUCGCAAAGAGGUUUGCAGAGUUGGCAAUGGCAUAUAAGGGAGAAGUGAAAGCAACCGUGACUACUGUCAUUGCCCUUCCCCCUGAGGAGGAGAAUGCAUUGAAGCAGACUGUUCAGGAAAUGCUAGGUUCCGGGGCAAAGGUUAAGCUUGAACAGAAGAUUGAUCCAAGCAUACUUGGUGGUCUAGUGCUGGAGUUCAGCCAAAAAGUCUUUGACAUGUCUAUAAAGACUAGGGCACAACAGAUGGAGAGGAUCCUCCGCGAACCGGCAAACUAUUCCAUUUAGAAGACAACAAUUUUCUCCUGACAGUCUGCAUCUUCAUCAUCGUUUGAUGAAAGAAAUGUUACAUUAUUGAUUAAUAUAAAAUUGUUUGAAUAUGGAUUUAUUUGGGAUGGAAUAUGCGCCAUCAUUUUGCAAAUAAAAAGACACAUUUUCUAAGUUUUUGUUAUACUUAGUUGUUGUUUCA
Vicia villosa (hairy vetch) is the source of this 1017-nucleotide messenger RNA. RefSeq names its product ATP synthase subunit O, mitochondrial-like. Bases 102 to 836 code for a protein of 244 amino acids. NCBI's taxonomy places the organism in Eukaryota, Viridiplantae, Streptophyta, Magnoliopsida, Fabales, Fabaceae. Gene Ontology annotation, biological process: proton motive force-driven mitochondrial ATP synthesis. Gene Ontology annotation, molecular function: proton-transporting ATP synthase activity, rotational mechanism. The transcript has 6 exons. The record is from RefSeq and is a predicted model, not a curated record. Gene Ontology annotation, cellular component: membrane.